AUGCAUAGAAAUUUCCUUACUCCCUACCACUCAGCGAGUGAGUAAAAAAAUCUUGUUCACUCAUGGAGGGGGCUAAAGUUUUUAAAAAAAAUUAUAUUUUUUCGAAUUUUUAAAAAAUCCGCAAAGAGUAAAAACAACAUUUAUUUAAUUUGCAAAAUUUAUGUUUUAAAACGCAAAAUUAAAACAGAAUUAGCUUGCAAAGGAGGGUUAGAUUAAUAUAUAAUCUUAUAUUUUUUGCUUAUUAUUUAUAUUAUAAUAUGAUCUUUUUCUGAAGGGCUAAACAAGCCAGCUCUUUUAACUGCGUUUUCUGAUAUUAUCAAACAACCCUAUUCAUUCAAUGCAUGAGUUCAUCCAAUCAAGUCUUUGAUAAUUCUGCCAGAAGGCCUCAUGAUCUGCGUUUUUUGCUGUUUAUCUUUCCUGCAUAA
Messenger RNA from Blepharisma stoltei, 425 nucleotides. The record is from the annotation of a GenBank genome assembly. NCBI's taxonomy places the organism in Eukaryota, Ciliophora, Heterotrichea, Heterotrichida, Blepharismidae.